Ceratitis capitata (Mediterranean fruit fly) is the source of this 1218-nucleotide messenger RNA. RefSeq lists its product as hypothetical. Bases 130 to 1014 code for a protein of 294 amino acids. The record is from RefSeq and is a predicted model, not a curated record. NCBI's taxonomy places the organism in Eukaryota, Metazoa, Arthropoda, Insecta, Diptera, Tephritidae. The transcript is spliced from 2 exons. Gene Ontology annotation, cellular component: cytoplasm.
CGCUUGUCAAACUAUACUUGUGUCAUCACAUCUCAUGUGUCAAAUUCUUGAAACGUCGUCAAUGUUUUUAGUUUCUGCUCCGAUAUAACUUCUAUUAUUUCUGCCAACAAAUGAAACUUUUUUGGAAUUAUGUUUAAAUCGUUUGUGUUUUUUGUUGUUAUAGUAGCAUAUAGUGAAGAAAUUUAUGGUAAACGUCUUAUUGUAAAGCGUAAGACCACCACAAAAUCUCCAGUGGAAGCAUGGACAGGCAAAUGGUUCCCCGGUCCACCUCAUCCGAAAGAUCCGUGGAAGGGCAAAUGGUUCCCUUAUGAACCUUAUACAAGUAUGAAAAACCUUGAUAUGUCACAUAAGCAAGACCUCAAGGCUUAUGAAAUCUGUGAUGAUGGCAAGCAAUAUAUUGGAGUCGAUUACGAUCCAAAUAAUAUUCAACAAACGUUCGAACAUCUUUGUUUGGCGAAUCGUACCUUAUACGCCCCAAAUAUGAAUCGUGAAGCAUUGCGCAUGGAGUAUUUUAUCCCACCUGCAUAUGAAGCUCCUAUUAAGUGCCUUAAUGAAACAAUCAGUUAUGAUACACAAUUACCCACAUUUGGUGCUUACCGCCCAAUAGCACCCAAAUAUGGCUCAUAUAUAUUCCUACCUGCGCAAAGAUGGCUUUCCUCACUAUCGCAAGGUGCAAUUGUAAUGCUUUAUCAUCCAUGUGCGUAUAGUGGCCAAGUGAAAUUAUUACAAAAUACCCUACGCGCCUGUUUAUAUCGUCACGUAAUAACACCUUGGCUGGGCUUAAGUUCGGAACGACCCCUUGCUCUAGUCGCUUGGGGAAAUAGUCUAGAAAUGUCAGUAGUUGAUGAUCAUUUAGUAGUGGAUUUCAUAAAACAAAAUGCAAAACAAAGGCCUGACUUAACAACGGGACAACGAAAUAAGACAAAAAUGUACGAAGCUGGUUUAAUACAGGAAGCUCACUUAGUAACAGACGAAAAUGAUGUAGAGAUCUGUGGAUAUAAGGAAGGAAUGUAAAGCAUUAAAUUAAAGGUGGUGCAAUAUUUAACUUCUGUAAAAAAUUUACAUUUCAAGAAUCGAAUAAGUUUUUUGAAUAUUUAUGUGCCUUAUUGGGUUUUUAAAGAAAUGUUAUUGUUAAAUUUCUCAUACGUACCUAUCUACACAUGUAUGGUUAUAUAUAAAUACCAAUUGUUAUACAAAAUAAAAAGAAUCUAAAUAAAA